Molecule: messenger RNA, 19240 nt
Organism: Anarrhichthys ocellatus (wolf-eel)
Lineage: Eukaryota; Metazoa; Chordata; Actinopteri; Perciformes; Anarhichadidae
Gene: otud7a
Product: OTU deubiquitinase 7A
Exons: 12
Coding region: 6920-9790 (956 amino acids)
Biological process (GO): protein K48-linked deubiquitination; protein deubiquitination involved in ubiquitin-dependent protein catabolic process; protein K63-linked deubiquitination
Cellular component (GO): cytoplasm; nucleus
Molecular function (GO): K63-linked polyubiquitin modification-dependent protein binding; cysteine-type deubiquitinase activity; zinc ion binding
Source: RefSeq, a predicted model, not a curated record
UCCAUGCGAUUAAUCGCGAUUAAAUAUUUUAAUCGUUGCCCAGCACUAAUAAAUAUACAUGUAGAGUAACAUUCCAACCCCUCAGAUAGAGCAUAUCGAUCCACUAUCAUACAUAUAUCUCCAGGCCACAUAUAGGUCUUUGAGCUGGCGAGGAGAAAGCAAAAGAUUCUGUGUGUUCAACACUUGAGAGGACGCUCUCCCUCAGCACAAACACAAAUAGGACAUACCAGCUGGUUUCAGCUUUGGUCUGUUUAUCUCACGUGGGAUUAGAAGAUACGUACUCGGAUAGCAAGCAGUUUGUUGUAUGCAACCUCCUAUGCUUCCGUGCUUGACACCGCCUUUUUUCAUCCGUGUCAUUAAUACACCUCACACUAGCUGCUGAGUGUACUUUAUAUCCACAGCGUGGUCAUUUCUGUCUUCUUCAAAUCAACAGAAACGCAGGAACCUUCCUCUUUGGUAAGGCUUUGGUCUCUACUCACAGCUGUCUGCUCGUAGCAUUCUGUCGAAAAAAGGGCCCAGUCGGGAGAAGAGGUAUUGGCUGCUGGGCUGGAGGGCGGGCUGACAUUUUAAGGGGUUACGAUCUCGUUCUGCUCCCCUCAGCAACCAGCUCUUUGUUUGGUGGCACGCUGCACAGACAGCCGAGCUGCAGCUCUGUUAGAACUGAAGGUCUGACUUCACUGUAAGGUCAGACAGAAGAAAUAUCAGUUGCUUUGUUACAUGGAUGCAUUGCUUGUAGUGUCAAUAAUGAGCGUUGCUUUCAGGAUAUAUGAUGUGCAUCCUGUCGUUUUUGUGUCUGUAGAUAAUAGAAAACACAGGUGAAGUCGUAAAACCUUCAUUUUGAUGGCAAAUUCAUAUAGCGUGUGCUUCUAAACUUCCUCAAGAAUUCUGAAAGGUUUUUCUAGGAACACUCAUGUCCCUCAGGUGCACAGUGCUGUGCUUACGCUGUCCACAGCGGCAUUAAUUGAAAUUUGCCUCAAAUAUUAAUGCAAUGAUGCAUUUCGUGCAAAUUGACAACAACUCUCCCCCUCCGUGCAUAUGCUGUGCUGGCAGUGUGCAGCGCAGCAAUGAGAUGCAAAGUGACAUUAUUGCUUCCAGCAGCAUCUUUCUUGCAGCAUGUGAGGGGCCGCUGCACAGACGUCUGGCUUUUCUUUCAGUUUAGAGAAGGAUUAAGAAGGAAAAGUUUUUUUUGUGGGAGUGUCAGUACUUGUACAUGGCUUGAUUACAGACUUUGGAGUGUCCCACUCUCUUUGUGCCUUACGUUGGUGUUUGUCUCUUCACAGUCUUGCAUUUCUCGCUGUUGGUCUUUCCAUCUUCUUGCCACUGGAAGCGGGGGCUCAGCAUUGAUUUCUUCGGGUGUCAGGUCACAGCAAAUAAAUGCCAUCUGUAGGUCCUAAAGGCAGGGGAAGUCCCACUAGUGAAUAGAGCAUAAUGGAUGGAUAAGGAGUGAUUUGGCACACUCUCAGGUGGAGACAGACGUAGAUGGAGCUCUCAGGAAUCAAAAUGGCUUAAUUUGAUGAGCUGGUGCAGGGUGAAGAGCUCUCGCUUGAACAUGUCGUCCCAGGCACUGAUUGAAACACGUCAUACAUACACACAGGGCCCGCCUAUCAUAUCGUCUAGAUGGCGGUGUAUAAGCGUGUACAUGCGCACGUCUGCUGCCCUGAGCACUGGUGAGGCACAUACACAAUCACCACAAGUACAAGCUUGCCAUUGUGACUGCAGGAGGAGGAGGGACAGAGAUUGAGGCUGGCUGACGGACCGAUAGGAAGGCUGAAUAGCAAGUGGAGCUUCCAGUCUGCAUUGAAAUGCACUGAUUGAAUCUUGUGCUCUCAAGCAAGGACUUUGAAAUUGUUGAAGUGCUUAGUUUGUAGUUUGGUGAGACAUUAUGAUAUCCCAUUACAUGAAUGUUCCAUGCCACUUAAGUGUGCUGUGUUAUGAAGCAAGCUAAUGGAUUGUGUUGAUUAUUCGGUACUGAUGCAAGGUGGAAAUGAUCUGUUUCUGUCGAAUUGUGCUCAUUUGUUCCUCCAACAUACAAUUACUCCAAGUCUAAUGUAACAAGUGUAUCGAAUCGCUGUAUUUUUUCGGUUUCUGUCUUUAUUUAUUAGAUGACAUCAACAGAGCAACAACACUGUUUUGAAUAUGUCUGGUUUCAGUGUUUCCAUCUUGUUGUAUAUUAAAAGAGCAAAUAGCAAUUAUUUUAGGAAAAAACUGACAUUUUUCUUCUCACCAUAACUGAGAGGGUGGCUUGACAUUUUGCUGUGCACAUGCUUGUGAAUAAGUACUGGGUAAGAAUGAACGCCAUCUUUUAUUAACUGUCUUCUGUGUUUUGGCAGCCCUUUGUUGCAGCACUUGCUCUGUUGGCUCUGAGAUUGGUAAACACACAGAGGGCAGAAUGAGUAGUGAACAUGCAAUGGUUAGUGUUUUUGCAUACACACACACACACACACACACACACACACACACUCAUGUGCUCUAGAGAUGGGGAUCAUAGGGUGUUUAUCUACCAGUGUUGAACACAGCAGCUUAAGCCAGUUGGUGCUUGGCCCUGCUAACUGCAGCUCGGCUCACACACUAGUGAUGAAGCCACAAUUAGCUCGACCGAGCCGUAUGUCCAAGCCAGAAUGUACGAUUUUGUUCUCUGCCUGGAAUAAUCCAAAAUAUUCUCUCCAGCAGAGAAGGGAUCACACUUACUUGAGGUUUGAGUAACUUCAUUUGUGUUUUACCAACAAGCACACAUCUUUUGUCCAACCCUUGCUGGACAGGUCUCUUGCCACUAUUUUGUUGAUCAGGCUCAUGUUUCAUGUUCCAACGGUCUUUUUGAUCUCUGGACUAGUGCCACCGACUAAGCUGUGAAGGGAGCUAGUCCUCCACAAGAAGGAUGCAUUGAAUCAGUGACUGAGAUCAACUGUCUCAUUCAUAUGUUGUCUGAUUUUCAACACCACUAAUCAACUUAAAUGCUUAUAUUUAUAAAAUAUCUUGCAUUUUGUUCAGUGUAACUGGACCGUCUGCCUUGAUGCAACGUUAUUUCCACAGGUACAGUGUUUAUUAGGACUUCAUUUUCAAUUUACUUAAAGAAGGAUUUUGUGUUGGGAUAUCAGGCGCUUAGAUGUGCUUAUAUCUAGACGUGUUUUACUUUCAACAAUCACACAGAAGUAAUUACACCAUAAAAGAAGAGAUAUACCACAGAUGCCAGUUCCUCCAUUGACAGUAGCCUGAAACGACCAGAACAUUGUGUCGAAUAGCGUAAUAUUGUGACAGCAUACUGCAUGCAUGUAAGCUCUCUUUUGGAAGCUGUGUUUUUUGGGAUCGUGGAAGGCAUUCUGUCAAAUGGAGGAAAUCAGAAGUCUAAGGAGAAACAGACAAGGCAGGUUAUAGACUAAAAUAUAGACUCUUGGAAUUCAUCGAACAUAAAUUAAUAUGAUAUUAUGGUGUGUAAAGUUUUUUUGUUACUGUUUUUUCGUUAACAGAAUCAGUGUUUGUACUGUAUUCUGACAUCUACAUAAACUCACAUUUGCAAAAUAUAAUAGCCGUAAAAUAGAAGCUGCCUUUUAAAGCUUAUCUAAGAGACUGUAUAGUAUACCCUGCUGUUAACAUUGGUGUGCACGUAUAGGAUUUGCUGCUGGACCACAUUGCAGUUACGAAGGAGAUGCAGUGUAAAGACCAGAGUGUAAGUGUUUGUACAGUAUGUUCACCUCCCACCUGCUGUGUAUCUGCCUUGCAUGUGGGCGAUCAUGGCUCACGAUGGAGACAAUUAUCUCAUCUAUAACUCAUCCGCUUACUGUAAUGUGAUUACGUAUAUACAUGUACAUCACGGAAAAAAUAGUACAUUUGCAUUUAACAGUGGACGUUAUGGAAAAGAAACUCUGUAUCAAAUGGCAAAUGAGCUUGUGACGAUGGAAAGCAAUUGUGCAUCAUUUUUCAUCGUCUGUGCGACAUUCAGAAGUAUUCUCGGAGUAAAGGCUCCAAGUUUCCAUUGUUGAGUCUUGUAGAGCCACUCACGGUGAGUCUUUUCUCACUUUCUAAUCAGCCAACUGGUGGUUAAAGUAGUGAGUCUUCAAAUAGCGUUCAACAUAAAAAAGGAAGUAGUGGGUGGGGAGUUGUUAUGCAGCAUUAGCAUGCAUAGUGUAGGGUGGCUUUGCAUUUAAUUAUUUUUGAGGCAGAGUCAAAAACAGCUGUGUCUGUAGGCUUUUUUUAUUGUUUCACAAGAGAUCGGUGAGAGAAGGUUAAUUGGAUUUAAACAGCCUGCAGCAGAAUUCACAGAGGUAGGUUCAUUAUCUUGUGGUGGUUGUACGACUUGAUUGACAGCUGCUAAUGAUUGAUUUAGUAAAGUGGUAAUAGUUGUAUACCCAGAACACAGAUACUACAUUUUAAAUGUCUAACCAUCAGCAAUGUACGUCUCUCAGUGGGGUUCAUCCAACAGCUCCCCCGGGGGCCUCAUUUAUAACAGUCGGUCCAGCGUUCAUGCUUGCAUCCAAAUUACAGCUGUUAUUUAUGAAAAAUGUAUUUGAGCUGGCAUGUAGGUGAUUCGUUUAUUUGAUAUCAUACUGUAUAGCUGCAGUGUCUGUGGACCAGUGUUGUUGAAGGAGAAGUCAGUAGAGCGUCCUCCAGUGCUUGUGCAGUCAGAUGAUUAAGAAACAAUUCCUUUGUCUGUCUUUUACUGUCUACAAACGGGCCCUUGUAAAUACGGAGGGACUGCAGGCAGAAUGCUCAUGGGUCAGUGGACCAUAGGAGGCAAAAGAAGCAGUGUGUUUGAGUGCUGUUGUGAAUGCAGUUAGGAUACUACACAACUUGACUCUGCUUAGUUACUAUUACGCCUGCUGCUCAGCUGUGUAAUAGGAAGACCGAAAGCAGAAACAUCUGAGAGAAAAUGAGGCCGUAGCUGAUGGUUGCAAGGCCACCCGUUUUCCACGCGGUCUAAAACUGUAAAAGUGUUGACACCACAAGAUCAAAGAUGCAGCCUGCAGUGAACAUCGUGUGUUCACUUCUGACACAAAGUUAGUAGCGUUCACACUCCGACCAGUUACCAGGUGUGGAAACACACAGUGUGUACUCUCAAUAUUGUAAUUGAGCAGCAUUUUCAAGAGCCUUUUGGUAAACUCGAAAAUUGGUUAUUCUCCUUUUACUCACAGGUUUUUGUUAUAAAGUAUUUUCUCUCAGGUAUAAUAGUAGUCAUUAAGUAAUAGUCUUGCAUUAAAAACUUCACUUGAGUAAAUUUACAGAGGUAUUGUGGAACACUGAGGAGUACUUUAGUUCAUACAGGAGGAGGCUGUAGAGCGAUUAAGUCAUUCAUUCAAAAGGUUGGUGGUGUGAUCCCCAGCUUUUCAUCGCCAAGUAUGGAAGAGUCUUUGAGCAAUACGCUGAACUACAAUGCCCAUUAGGAGUGUCUGCCAAAUGGGAUGUAUUUAUAACUUUUAAACUUGCAUGGGCCUUUCAUUUUGACUUUUAGGAAAAUCUUUUUUCAACGCUUCAACUAGUCAAGUAACCUCUGCUCAGGUGGAAUAUUCUCGUGUUAUUUCCUGCCAUGCUAAUUACAUUUGUAAUAGUCAUCACUAACAUGUCGGCCUAGCAGCGGUGGUUGAAGUAGUGAUAGUGUAUAACUAUGUAACUACUAUUAUAUAACUCAUGGAUAAUAGUCAGCAUCAAAUUUGCACUAAAAUCUGCUCAACUUGCUGUCAUUUUAAGUGAGGAACUGCUCUAAUUUCAAAGGUAACACAUAGUGCUGUGGUUAACGUUGCUGUGAUAGAUUGUACACAUAAAGAGAGGACACAUACAGUAUAUAGACAUUUUUACUGUUGGUGUGAAUUAUGCAUGGCACUGAAGGAUAUUUCAGUCCCACUUAGGAGGGCUUAGACGCUAACUCCUCGGCAGUGUUCUGCUGAAAGGGUGAAGAGAGGCGUCGGUAGUGGCAGAAUAUCCUCUGUUGCUCUGUGUGGCUGCUCUCACACUCUUCUCUCUCGGGUUUCCAUGUGCGUUUGUCUCCACACACUGAUAAUCUCAUCUCUCCGCCUGCUGUGUCAUGCAGGAUCAUCCUGGAUCACAGCGACUCGUACAGUGACCUCCUCCGCAUUUACUGGCAUCAGCGCGUUUGCGUUUCGUUACAUAAAAAGCAAAGAUCGUGAGGCUAGCGCUGCACUUUCUUUACUGCGUCAGUGUUGGUGUCACAUAAACAUCUGCACCUUACUUUGAGAAGCUGAAAAUGUGAUUACGCCUUCAGAAGGUGCGGUCUUAGAAGAAACGGUGCUGCUGCCUAAACUUCAGGCUGUUUUCAGCUGUUUUAAGGAAAUGUUCAUGAAGAAGAAGUUAGGCAGCUUUAUAGGGCUCUUACAACAGCUGACUGGUGUAGUUACACAUAUCACCAGGCAGAUUAAAACCCUGUUCUAAAAGUACUCAAGCAAUGACAUCAAUGAUGUAAUUUCACAUUUUAGUAAAAAGAUUAGUCUUUAAUUUUCAACCGAUGAUUAAAUGUUGGCUGUUCACGAGCAAUGCUCUACUGAUGAAUAGUCAGUAGACCAAGUAGUUUCUAAAUGACACAUGAUGAAAGUAAUGGCUUGAGGGGUAAUUUUUAAAUUUGAAUAUUAACUCUGAUGCAGUCACAGGUGUGUGUGGCCGUCGGGUGUGUUACAGCAGCUUCAAAUUGAGCUCAGUCGAUCAGAACUAAGGGCCUUAACUUUCUGUUUCAGGUUGAUAACUUUCCAUAUGUGUGUGUGUGUGUAUGUGUUUCAGGGUUCUCUGCCUCCCCGGUGUCUUCCUCUCCUGUGCGGCCUCUGAAGCCAUGGACUAGAGCUGCGUCUGGUCCUGACAGUCCCACGGUCAUCAGAUGGCUUUUCAACAACCCUCAGCAAAAAUACAGAAAAUGACAACGUGAAGUCUGGCGUCCACCAAGGCCACCGCUGCACCUUGGGCAGCGCACACACAUGAUCACAUGACUCUGGACAUGGACGCGGUCCUGUCAGACUUUGUUCGGUCCACGGGGGCAGAACCGGGUCUGGCAAGAGACCUGCUGGAAGGUAAAAAUUGGGACCUCAGUGCUGCUCUGAAUGAUUAUGAGGAGCUCAGGCAGGUCCACACUGCCAACCUGCCGCUGGUCUUCAACGAGGGCCGCUACUACAAGCAGCCAGAGACACGUGACACGCCCACCCAUGUCAGCAAGAUCGACAGGCCAUGUGCACAGAAGCAGGAGGACAAUGCACAAGAGAAGCGUCUGUCCCGCGGGAUCUCCCACGCCAGCUCUGCUAUCGUCUCGCUGGCGCGGCUGCAGGUGGCCAGUGAGUGUACCAGCGAGCAGUUCCCUCUUGAGAUGCCCAUCUACACAUUCCAGCUACCAGAUCUCAGCAUGUACAGCGAGGAUUUCAGGAGCUUCAUAGAGAGAGACCUGAUCGAGCAGUCCACCAUGAUGGCUCUGGAGCAGGCCGGCCGUCUGAACUGGUGGUCCACCAUGUGCACUAGCUGUAAGAAGCUGCUUCCUCUGGCCACCACAGGGGACGGGAACUGCCUUCUGCAUGCUGCCUCUUUAGGGAUGUGGGGCUUCCAUGACAGAGACCUGAUGCUGAGGAAAUCCCUGUAUACCAUGAUGAAGAGCGGAGCGGAGAGAGACGCUCUGAAGAGGAGGUGGAGGUGGCAGCAAACCCAACAGAACAAGGAGUCGGGGCUGGUGUACACUGAGGAGGAGUGGGAGAGAGAGUGGAACGAGCUGCUGAAGUUGGCCUCCAGUGAGCCUCGCACUCACCUCAGCAAAAACGGCAACACCAGUGGAGGGGUGGAUAACUCUGAGGAUCCGGUCUAUGAGAGUCUGGAGGAGUUCCAUGUGUUUGUGCUGGCCCACGUGUUACGCAGGCCAAUUGUAGUGGUGGCGGACACCAUGCUCAGAGACUCAGGAGGAGAAGCGUUUGCUCCCAUCCCGUUUGGAGGGCUCUAUCUUCCUCUGGAGGUUCCUCCGAGCCGCUGCCACUGCUCUCCUCUGGUCCUAGCCUACGAUCAGGCUCACUUCUCCGCACUGGUGUCCAUGGAGCAGAGAGACCAGCAGCGAGAGCAAGCUGUUAUCCCUCUGACUGACUCGGAGCACAAGCUGCUGGCACUCCAUUUUGCCGUGGACCCUGGCAGGGACUGGGAGUGGGGGAGGGACGACAAUGAUAAUACCAAGCUAGCCAAUCUCAUCUUGUCUCUGGAGGCCAAACUCAACCUGCUGCACAACUACAUGAAUGUAACAUGGAUCCGAAUUCCAUCUGAAACAAGGGCUCCCCUCGCUCAGCCAGAGUCUCCCACAGCCUCUGCAGGUGAGGAUGUCCAGUCUCUAGCUGAGUCUAUGGACUCUGACCGCGAGUCUGUCGGCAGCAACUCUAACGUCAACAACGGCAAGCCCAGCAAGGAGAAGGACAAAGACAAGCAGCGCAAGGACAAAGACAAGAGCCGGGCUGAUUCUGUAGCCAACAAACUAGGUAGCUUCAGCAAAACCUUGGGAAUCAAGCUGAAGAAGAACAUGGGAGGUCUGGGUGGCCUUGUGCACGGAAAAAUGAACAAAUCUAACUCUGGCUCAGGUCGUAGUGGGGAGAAUGGAGGGGAAAAGACAAAGAAAAAGGAAUCUAAGACAACCAAAGGGAGCAAGGAGGAGUCGGGCCAGUCAGCCAGCUCCACUUCCUCUGAGAAGACCACUAGUCCAUCCCCUACAGACAGAGACGGACCCUCCAGCUCCUCCCCCCCAGGGAGACAGGACAGUGCAGCGAGAGACAAGACCCUGGAAAACUGGAAAUACAGCACCGAUGUCAAGCUCAGCCUCAACAUCCUGCGGGCUGCCAUGCAGGGGGAGCGCAAGUUCAUUUUUGCAGGCCUCCUGCUCACCAGCCAUCGACACCAGUUCCACGAGGAGAUGAUCAGCUACUACCUGACCAAUGCCCAGGAGCGCUUCAGCCAGGAGCAGGAGCAGAAGAGGAAGGAGGCCGAGAAGAAGCCGCCUGCCACUAACGAGGUGGCCGUGAAGAAGCCCGAGCAUGAGAGUGUCUUCCAGAGGGAGAGAUCGGACAGCUCGCCACCGGAGAGCUGCUCUCCCGUCCUGCCCCACCACACCCACACCUACAACCACAACUCCCAGCCCCCACUGGGUCUCAAGAUGCAGGGCAGGAACAGUCCCACUCCUGCAGCCCCUCUCAUCUCUGUCCCAGUCCCUCCUCUCACCCCGCCAACAGCCUCCCACCAUGUCCCCCACCCAGCCCCAGCCCCUGCGCCUUACUCCUCCCCCAGUAUUGGUGCUAAGAGACCUGGGCCCGUUCCCGUGUCUGCCCACUACAGCCAUACACCGCCCAUCCAGCGGCACAGUGUGAUUCACUUACAAGAUGUCAACUUGCAAUCCUCCAUCUUCCAAGAUGACCCCUAUAAGCCUGUGGUGGGCACCCUAAAGACAUGCGCCACCUACCCCCAGCAGAACCGCACACUCUCAUCCCAGAGUUACAGCCCCGCUCGACUGUCCGGGGUCCGCACUGUUAACACCAUAGAGACCCUGUCCUACAACAUGCCUGGCGAACACAAGUCUCACACCUACACCAAUGGAUUCAACGCGGGGGACAUUCAGGACUGCUUGGAGUUUGCUGAUGAGGACAACUCGUCUCACACCUGGCUCAACCAAGAGAAAACCAAAGGGCGGAGCUCUGGAAGCCCUUUGUACUGCUUUCAGCAGCGCCGCUGCAAGAGGGAGAACUGCUCCUUCUACGGCAGGUCAGAGACAGACAACUACUGCUCCUACUGCUACAGAGAGGAGCUGAAACGCAAGGAGAGGGAGAGCAAAGUGCAGAGGCCCGCAUAGCCAUCACAGCCACUUCAGCCACAUGUCAGCAAGGCCGCAGGAGACGUGAAGGAACGACACCAUCUGCACUCUGCAUUUAGAAUAACAUGAUGGCAAACAUUUUCCUAUUUUGUUGAAGAAUGCUCUUGUAUUCCUGUCACCCCUCCCUUGUUAGUAAAGAUUAUUACUUUGUGAUAGGGGAAGCAGAACUUGAAACAGUGAGCAGCUUUGGCCAGAAAUUGUGCUGUGUUUUUUUGUUUUUUUUGUCUCAUUGAAGUUAGUCUUUUACUUGUUUUAGAGUAAAAGUCAUCUCUCUGUGAUAUAACGUUCUGUAUGUGAGGGAAAGUUCUUUAUUUUUUAAAGUACAAAAAGAUUUGCAUCUCAUCAGGAGGGAACAUUUUAGCUCUUUUCAUCAGUUUGAAUGCAAUACCUCUGCUUGGUUCUUCAAACAUUUGUAGUUGUUUUGCAAUCAAAAGAAAUUCAAUGGGAGAUUAAUAUUAGACUUUAAAGCAAUAAAUUGGUGAUUUUUGCUACACCCUCUCCCAAUUUUGUCUAUGCACCAAUAAUAUAGUUACUGUAGGUUAACUGUGUCUUGUAAAUUGUAAAGGAUUGUCACGGUGUGCUUUUGUAAACAAAUUUGAACUACAGGAAUUAAAAUGUGUAAGCAUUAUAGAUUGUAAUCUUGGAUUAGGAUGAAAAUGUAAAACUAUCUCAUUUGUUAAGUGUACCUUUGUUCUUGCCACAGUACAAGGGUUUCCUGUGUCAGAAUUGGACUCAAGAUAAUGUGUAAGAUAUCAUUUCACAUUUGCACCCGAAGUCGACCUCCUUAAGUCCACGAGCACUGCCAAACUGGCUUCCUUAAAAAAGAUUACAAUUCGAAUUUUUCAAAAUGUUUUCUGUGGCAAACACCGAACAGUGUGCAGAGGAUCAAUUGCUUCUGAAAUAUGCAGUGUUUAUGGUGUGUUUCUCUGAGUCGCCUGUUAACUACUCUAUUCGGUUAAUGUGUUAGAUGAGAAGAAUUGUGGGUAGUGAGAGCAGGCCGAUGCGUAUUUGUCUGAAGUGUGAUUACGUGUCUCUUCCCCUCCACACAAACAACACAAUGUGCAAUCAUGCUAUUAGCACUAUGUGGUGACCUGCAGUAUAGAUGUGUCACUGGUCCAGUGUGAGAUUGUCUGUUCUUCCAUAUCUAGAGGCCGUUUAAAAGAAGCACCUGCUGCUAAGAGCACCUCAAGCCUUUGUGAUCAUCAGUGCUUUAACCAAUCAGUGGGUUUGUAAAACCCCGGGCCUCCAAGUGCUUUCUGCUCAUUCGACAUGACUACUGUAACGACGCAGUGUUUGUGUUGCUGUUUGUUCUGGUGAUGCUUGGAUAAUGUACCAUGCUGUCCUUACCUAAGUGUGUCCUGGCCAAGGAUGUCCACUGCUCCCUGGGUUUGCUUCUGUCUCUCUCCUGUACACACUGCAGUGUUGCUCCUCUUUGUUUCUAUGUGACAAGUUCAUGGACUCUCACCAUGUUAGGACUGUAAGAUAUGAUUUUGUAUUCCUUUAAGAGUUUUACACUACUUUAAAUUAUUAAUUUGCACAUUAGGUACAGAUGUAAAUAUGAAAAAAAAUAGUUUAUUGUUACAAACAUGGUGUGUCUGCGUCAUUUUUGUAUUUCCUCAAGGCGGUUAUCAUCAGGAAAUCUAGAGAUUAUAGAGUUUAUUUUUAGGCUGAUGAUUUUCUAAAUCAAUAUUCAAUCACGUUACCAUUGAGAUCAUGUUGUUUAGGUUUCUCUUGAUCCACAUACGUUACAAUACACUUUGUUUGCUAUUGAUUAGCUUUUAUCCUCUUUUCCUUUUUCUAGUAAGGCCUAAAAGCAGACGAUAACUGGUUAAAUGACUGUAUUAGGGUACCAGAACUAAUCACAACUGAAUAUGGUUAUGUUGUUUUAAACAACAAUCACUGAGGAUGAUUAUUUGAACUGUCACACUUUUCCCUGAAAAGUACAAUUGGCAUUAGCAUAGCUUAGCAGCAUCUUUAAAGGGGUACACCACUUUUAACAUUGCACUUCUAUAAUGUUGAUGGACUUGUGAGAGACUGCAACAAAGACCGAAAUAUGCUGAUUUUUUUGUUGCAAAUGUGGGUCAAGCUCCAAACAGACUGGAUCCUACAAUUCCUAGUUUCCCAGAUUCAACAGUUUCUAUUGUAAAACCCUUCUGGCUGGUCUUUUAAACUCCAUGCCCCAACUUUGUAACACCGACUUUAAAGAGUUUAAAGUCCCAAAGCUGAAGCUGAGAUAACCCUGAUGAAAUCACCAGGGUUAACUUCUCAGACUUGACAAAGCUUCUCCAGAGCCUCACGAGACAUUAUACAACUGCAAAGUACUUCACACGAACUGCUCUUCAUGUCUAAAAUCAGUGCAGUGGCCCUUUAAGAGACUAUUUGUCUCUAAAAUAGGACACUUUCUAUGGUUAUUUGAAAAAGGUAAUUAAUCUUGCUUUUUGAAUGAGUCAAACAAAAUAGAAUGAGGGGAACAUUUCCACCAAAAUCCUUCUGAGAUUACAGCGUUGAGAUUCUUGGGAGUGAACUGACAAGUAGGGCAGCACUCCAGACUUGGAGCUCUAGCUGCUUUAUUCCUCCAGAGAUGCCUCGGCAUUGGCAUUAGGGUCGAUGCCACGCAGCGAAAGAGGCUUUGGAAAAGCAGCAGAAAGUCAGCAAGUGCAUUCAUGUGAGAGUGUCCUCCAACCCUGCCAUGGUUAAAUCUGGUGAUGGCUUCCUGUAUGCGAGCAAAUGUCAAGACAAAUGGUGUCAAACACUCAGUGACUCAAAUGACUCAGAGGAAAUUCAAAGAAAUGGCUAAUUAUUUAUUUACCUUUCUAGAUAUGAAUGGAUUAAUUUAAUUACAGCUUAAUUAAAUCUUCAAAUGCCGAGAAAAGCAGCUUGUGAGAAUAACAGAGUGAGAAGGGAUUCAUUGUAGCACAUUAAAAGCUGUGACCAAAGGCUUCCAGUCAAAUGAUCAUCAUUGGAUAUACACAAGCAUGGUUAAGUAAAUAUAGAGUGUCUUUAGGGUUGUUUUUAAAAUUUCUAGCUGGCAGCAUGGCUCUAGUGAUGUCAGUCAGUUGCUCCACCACGAUUGAAUAUAUCGUCAUAGCAUUUUGCACAGACAAUACUUUCCCCCUAAUAAUGAAUUUGUAAAAACGUUUGCAUUCCCCUAACUUUACCUCCUCCUAACUCUCUUUGUUUUAUGAAUGGAUGACGGCAAGACUAAUGACAUUCCCAUCAGCCCCAGCUGUACUUGUGUUCAGUGCAAGUGUUAGCAUGCUUAAAUGCUCACCUAAGCUGAGGAACAAGGUAAAAUUGUUUAAAUGUUAGCAUUGAACUCAAAGCAACACUGUGCCGAAGUACAGCCUCAAAGAGCCUCUAGCAUGGCUGUAUACUGUAAGGUCUUGUUAAACUAUUAGGCACCCACAGAUUGCAAUAAGUGAGGAGAGAAAUAGUGACCUGUACAGUAAAUAUAAGUUUAGGCAGAGUAACAAAUCAGUCCCUGUCUCUGUCAGAACUCCCAAAUGCAAAUGUAGAAAGAAAAGGAAGAACAUCUUUUUCGAUAAAAGAGUAUGAGGUAAAGUUAGCCUUUGCUUUUUUCAAGAAUCCAGAGUCUGUAUUGUAGCAGCUGGCUGAGUUGGUGGAGUGAGAGUGAGGAGAACGUUGCAGUAGCCUGUAAUGAGUGGGAUGAAUUGCAUACUUCUGACUGAGAUAUAGUCUCGUGACUGGGCUGCUAGAGACAACAAUGUGGGUUGACUUCUCCAACUGUUUCCCCCGUGCUUCAGGUCACAUCUGUGGACUGCGGCUGCUAAUAAUAUGGAAUGACUUGUUAAGUUUUGAAGAUGACUUACAUCUCCACGUGAUGUCUAAUGUUAGUCACACAAUGGCACAUGAGGGGUCCUUUUCUUCCCAGCAAUGUAUCCCCGAGCUCUUGAAUCCUGCGUCCUCCAUAACAAGUGCUGAAUGAGACAGAGUGCAUUGUCUUCUUUCUUGGAUCCCCUUUUCUCAGAAUUCCCUUUGAAUUUGCAUGAGGGACCUCCCUUUGCUUUUCAAAGCAACAAAGGGCUCUAUCAGGCAUGCAGCAGUCGUUUGGCAGGCCUCUCAUCCUCUCAACACAGCCUCCAUGUUUUGUUAGAUUCACUCAACUCAUUAAAACUAAAACACCAGGAUAUAGUAAUUCUGAAUUGCCUAUUAUUUCCCUUUCAGAUGCAUCUGUCUCCUUCCUCACAUAAUAAGAACCCAUUAGAGGCCUCAAUGCAACACAAUAGUUCAUAAAUAUAGAUUUUUAUGAUAAGCAGUUGUCCCAUUAAGAUAGUGAAAAUAAAAAGUGGGUAUAUGAAGUGAAUAUUCCGAUCGUCUUUGUACAAUUCUGGUUUACUAGACUGUAAGGCUCUACCUGACAGUAUUUACAGGGCUGUUGUGUUUUAAGCAGGUUGAUGCCUUUGAUGCCUCCGCUGCAGUGAGUGGUAAUGCCAACCCCCCCACACACACACACACACACACACACACACACACACUCCCAUAGCUAAGCCUUGUUCUCAGCCAGUGCCAGCCUCCAAUAUCUGAGCUCAUCCCACCCGCUCUGCAGGAUCUAGCGCCAGCCCCGCCAUGCACUGCACUCAAGAGUGGGUGGCAUCACAUGGCCUCUCAGCCUGCCUUCUGGGGCUUGGCAUGGAGGAAGAGGGACGUACACACACACACACAAACACACACACACACAGGCCUCUGUGCGAUUAAGACCACUACUGCUACUGCUGCCACUGCUGACCACAUCUCUCCCUUCUUUUCUGUGGAUUAAUUCUACUGAGUCUCAAAGUCAGCGAUGCCCACACACCUCAGUGGAGCAUAGACCCUUUCCAGGCCACAAAGUCUCCCACGCUCUAGACUUUGAGUGUGUCGGGUGCACCAAUCAGCAGCGGGUACCACCAAACACCCACCCCCUCAUCCUCAUCUUCCAUCUCUCUCACACGAUGUACUGUGCCUUUCCUAAGACAAUGCAUUUGAAAUAACUCGUGGUUGAGGUUCUCGCCACCCUGUAAAUCACUGAGUUAAUUCUGCGUGCAGAACUUCACCUGGAGACUGGGUGCUCGGGAGUCGAUAAUCCAAAGAAAAGGCGUGACUGAAGAGAUAAAUCAGUCAAACUGAAACUACCUCCGCCCCCACAUCCUGUCUGCAGGGUGAUACCAGCCGAGAUGAGCUGUCACUGCUUAUAUAACUGUGUGUACUUUGCCCCGCUUCUGCAGCAAUACAACUCACUACAAAGGAGAGAAUGUGUCAUCCUCAGAAUAAACACGUGAUAGAAAGACGUGCAACCCAGAGAGUGGCUCAACCGCACAACCACCAAAACCUGAGAUCUUUCUUGUAAUCCAACAAGAUACGUGUGAAUGAGCUCAGUCAGUGGUUUGCUGAGGGUCCAGAGGCUCCACUUUCACACAGAGGAAAGAUACAAGAUGUGUAUAUUUUGAAGCCCUAUUUUCCUUGACAACAGCUCCCUGCCAACAUUCAAUGCUUAAAACAAUCAAAAAUAAUGAGUUAAAUAUAAACACACAAAAAUGUCUCUCAUGUUGCCACACAAAUAUGAAAGACAAGCUCUGGGAACAUGCCGGCUGUGAUGGCACACCAAGUUGUGUGGUGGUGCCAGGGGUGGCAGCUUGUCUGUUCGUGUAGUGUGGUGUGCUAGUAGCUCCAACCUGCCUGGAGACAGGAGGUGUACAGAUUGAGCAGGGAGAACACCAGGCUCCUCAUCAAAAAUGUUAAUGGCUUUGUUUUUUCUCUUCCUUCCUGUCUCGUUCCACAUCGCGUGAUUCAUCAUGGAGCGGGAGAGGACACACCUGCAGUCUCUGCAUGGUGUUGAUGGGCACACUUGGCUUAAGUGAAGGAUAAAUGCAUGUUGAGCAGCACAUGCAGAUGGAGUGAGAAACUGCUUUUUGUGUGUCAGACGGGUUUAAACGUGUACUUUGCUCAGUGGGAAGCUACAGUUGAUAGUGAAUCAUCCAUUUCUCUGUAUUUGCAAGUGCACUCGGUAAAUACAGGAAACCUCGCACAAUAUAUCAUUCUAUCGGGCCUGGAAUACAAUAGGGAAGGAAGGAGUCCCCAGCAUUUGGUGCCCCGCCCAUUGUUGAUACCCCCAGCAGUUACUGUAAAUAUUUGCAUGGGUGAAAUGAGGGAACAAGGUGUACUUCCUGUUCCUGCAAGAAAAAUACUGAAGCGCAUGGCACACUUGUGAGGAAACUCUGUCUAACUGAGUAAUAUCCACCCAUUUAUACAGUUCUCUGCUGUAACUCUGCUCUAAUGAUUAAAAUACUUUGGAUCAAUACAAGGAAAUUCCUUAGGUGGGGUCUGAUACACAUCUGACAUUAAAUAAAAACACACUCUUUCUCUUAAAAUUAAAAUGUUAAAUUUGUAAACAACAAAACACACUCUUCACUUCACGCUUCACUUGGUAUGACCUUUAGCUUAUGGUGACUAAUGUUAGCUUAUGCAACAGACAUAACUGUGUCACUUCCCUGACUUAAAGGAAUAGUUUGACAUUUUGGGAUUCACUUUCUUGCUGAGAAUUAGAUGGGAACAUGGAUACAUCACUCUCAUAUCUAAACAGUAAAUAUAAUGUUAGGGCUACAGCUGAUUAACUUAGCAUUAAGACUGGAAACAGGGGGAAUCAGCUAGCAUGGCCUUGUCCAAAGCUAACAAAAUCUGCCCACCAGUACCUCUGAAGUUCAUCAAUUCAUAUUUUGUAACAGAAAAGGAAAUGAGUACAAAACAACAUUUUAGCUGCUUAUUUUAUGAAUUUAUUUCCAAAUGUAAACUUCACUAUAUCAUGCAUACAAGUUAUGACAACAUACAUUAUUCAACAAUCUGUUAUUUUUCAUAUUUGCAUAGGACAUGGUCACAAUAUAUUGUCUAACAUGUAGAAAAUAAUGCCAUAAAAAGGUACAGCAGAGCAGCUAAGACCAGCACAUUAAAUGUGUGUAGAACCCGAGGAACUGUACAACUGUAAUACUUGUAUGUAGUGAUUUUGGUUUGCUGAGAGAGAAAAAACAAAAUGACACCUGAAGGUUAGAGUGAGGUCUUAAGAAAAUGUACUGGCCAUAGCUGAGUCGAGAGUUAUUUACAGAUUAGAUUAUACUGGUGCUGAAAGGGGAAGCAGCACCAUGGAGUCACUACAACAGGCAACUGAUGGUGAUGGGCAGAGGACAAACACACAGAGGUAUCGAGAGAGCGACGUUACACUGAGGAGGUACACUGAGGACAAACAGGUACAGGAACCAGAACCAAAAGGCUGGUGGGUGGCUCUCUCUCUUUGUAAUUAAAGGGAGGUCAUUCACAGCACGCUGUGCUGCAUAACCUGGAACAGACUAAUCCUUUGAGGGCAAACAUAUCCAAAGCUUGAGCAAAAUGCUUUUUUGUCAGUGUGCAUUUCUGCUUUUUUGUCAGCGUGCAAGAGCAAAUGCCGCACAGUGUCAGUUUGAGCAGUCAAGCAAGAUCACAUGGUCAGUGAAGGGUACAGACAGAUGUGGUCUACUCCUCUGCACAGCCCUACUCUUUUGUUUCUCGUCUUUUUACUCAGUCAGAAUUAGUUUGCUCGUAAGAUUUAACAGGUUUUUGUUCAUUCAAGUGAUUUUCAAAAAGAAAGAAAAAAAGAAAAGAAAGCUUGCUUAUUUGAGAUGUAGAAAAAGGUCCGUAUCAAGCACAACAUCCAUUAAUCAACACCUACAGCAUAUAAAGUUGAACCCAAAUGUCCAAACUGGGUUGGGUUCAAAGUUACUGCCACAUUCAUCUUUCCCUUCAUAGCCUUUGGUAACAACUCGUAACUGUGGAGCCUUUGAUGAGCUGCGAGAACUCAAAGCUCCUUCUCACUCUGAAGAACCUCUCUCUCCUAUCAUGCCUCUUAAAACAUUAUAUCCCGAGCUUCAGGGCUUUGUCACGAGGGAGGACAUGCAUCAGUAUGUCCUUGUCUUUUAAAUAUUACAUAUCAGAAUACUUACUAAAAUAUUGCAUGUGUGUUGUUCAUUCAAAUUGGCUAAGCCUAUAGAGCCUGCAGAGUAGAAAGGAGAGACUAAACCACUGGGAAAUGUUGACAAUGAGAAACGUACCUUGUGCACAACGCACAAUGUGUAAAACCUCACAGUCAAGACAGACUUCGAUUCAUAACCUACAAAAACGCAUCGGGUCCAUGAAAGCAGCACAUUUAUAGCAAAUGCAAUUUUCAAUCCUUUGGAAUGGUUGGGCGUUCGUCAUCAUUAAGAUUGUUUAUGUCAAAAAAAUACCUGCAAUAAGCCAUUAUACAUUGCUAGAAUAUUGUACAGCCAAAAAAAACAAAGUACAAAUUAAAUAAAAAGAACCAAAUGAAGACAAAGCUACACAAUCAAAAUGUUUACAUAAAGCAGAAAAGAAGUAUUUAACUUAGAGCACUUGCAUAUCAAAUAUGCAGAGUUGCUUCUUUAAAUCCUGUACAUCACAUAAAAACAUGUCACACUUUAUAAAACUGUACAAGUUUGUUAAAUGUCUGAUAGUAGCUAGAUUUUUUUUACCCUCAACUUUUGUAUCUUGAUGAAGUUACCAUUAUAGUUUUGGCACACAAUUGCAUCGAUCAUGCUUGUACACUGAGACCAGUCAUGAAGAUGAGACGAUCUGAUCGGUGAUAUAUUCAUGUGAUUGAUGGGAUUUUUAAAAAUAAGAUUCAUGUUAGUUCUUUACAUACUAGGCAGCAACCAAUUAACUUUAAUAUAAUUUUACAAUUAGCAGAAAAAAAUAUUAACUGGUACACCGUUAGCAUCUUGUAGAAACCUUGUAUUUUGCUGUAUUUCCAUUUUGUUGUUGUUUAAUUAAAGUCAUUUAUUUUCUUUGACAGAUGUCCAAAGCUGUAAUGUGGGAUUACAAUCACAAUGUAGGAUUAAAAAAUGCUGAAGUAAAGUUUCAAAGUAAAUUACAGCUGACAUCAUCCCUCAUGUAGAACAUGUUUAAACUAAGAUAAAUACAUUGAGCUCAGUAGAGGAGGGGUGUUUUAAAUAUCUGUGUAACAUAAAAUAAUAAAAAUAAGGUUUUAUUAUUUCCCGGAAAGAUUACGUUUAGAAUCUACAAGGAUGUGCAAGACCCUGACAACAUGGGAUGAUUAUAUAAAAUUUAGCCCAGUGUUUUUUUUUUGUUUGUUUUUUAGUUUUACAGAAAAAAAGUCUCUUUCUUCAUUCAAGUAGGGACAAAUAAAACCACCAAUUAUUUGUGCUACUCAUCAAGCAAACGUAAGCUACAUGAUGGAUGUUUUGAAAAGAUAUGAAGGUACAACAAAAGUCAAAUAUUUCAAGAGGUAUGAUUUUUGAAAAAUAUACAAGCAUUUUAUAUGAGACAAAUAAAACAAUAAUAUAAAAUCAUGACUACAUUGCUAACUCACAAUGCUGUGGUCUCUAUUCAUAUGGAAAACUUUCAAAAGAAUCUAAAUAAUAAAGAAAAUUA